CAGGAGGUGGAGGAGGAGGCGGCGGAGCGCGAUGGGCGCCUGACGCCCGGCCCGUCCCGCCGCCGAGGGACGAUGGCGCGGCCCCGCGGCGGGCGGUGGCUGCUGGGUGUCCUGCUGGCCCUGUGCCGCCUCGCCGCGCCGCUCGCCAAGAGCCUGGAGCCGGUGUCGUGGAGCUCCGCGAACCCCAAAUUCAUGACUGGGAAGGGGCUGGUCAUCUACCCGGAGAUUGGGGAUAAACUGGACAUUAUCUGCCCCAAGGCGGAGCCGUCCAAGCCUUACGAGUACUACAAGCUGUACCUGGUGAGGAAGGAGCAGGCAGAUGCCUGCAGCACCGUCAUGGACCCCAACGUGCUGGUGACGUGCAACCGGCCUGAGCAGGAGAUCCGCUUCACCAUCAAGUUCCAGGAGUUCAGCCCCAACUACAUGGGCCUGGAGUUCAAGCGGCAGCAGGAUUACUUCAUCACAUCCACUUCCAACGGGACGCUGGAUGGCCUGGAGAACCGGGAAGGAGGGGUCUGCCAGACGCGCUCCAUGAAGAUUGUCAUGAAAGUGGGGCAGGAUCCGAACGCGGUGAUCCCAGAGCAGCUGACGACGAGUCGGCCGAGCAAGGAGUCGGAUGACACGGUGAAGAUGGUCACGCAGAGCCCACGCAGCAAGAUCCCGGCGGUGGAGGAGCCCGGCAAGCCGGGCUCUGUCAACCAGGAUGGCCAGGAGACCCAAGGUCCCAGCGAUGGCUUCCUGAGCUCCAAGGUGGCCGUGUUUGCAGCCAUCGGUGCCGGCUGCGUCAUCUUCAUCCUCAUCAUCAUCUUCCUCGUCGUGCUCCUGAUCAAGAUCCGCAAGCGGCACCGGAAGCACACGCAGCAGCGAGCCGCAGCCUUGUCCCUCAGCACCUUGGCCAGCCCGAAAUGCAGUGGGAACGCGGGCUCGGAGCCCAGCGACAUCAUCAUCCCCUUACGGACUACAGAGAACAACUACUGCCCGCACUACGAGAAGGUGAGCGGGGACUACGGGCACCCCGUCUACAUCGUGCAGGAGAUGCCCCCGCAGAGCCCAGCCAACAUUUACUACAAGGUGUGAGGAGCAGCCUGGGAACGGCCGAUGCAGGAGCGCGGGAGCGCCGGGCGCGGGGGCCGCCCGCCCCGGGCUGGCGCCGGAGGGAGGAAGCGAAACGACCCCCCCGGCACGGCGGGGCAGCGCCGGGGCUGCGCCGGGGAGCGGAUGGCUCACGCUCACGUGCUGAUUCUCCCCUUUGUAUUUAGUUUUGUAGUUCUCAGCUUUUGUAAUCCCGAGACUCGAGGGUGAGCCUUCAGCCUCCUCCUCUUCUUCUCCAGACUGUGGCCGGCCGUGGGGGCGGGCGCCGUGCCUUUCCGUGCUCGGGACACCGCUGGCAAACCCGGAGACUCCACCUCCCCUUUUCGUUCUGGGAUUUUCCCUCCGUCCUUGCUGAAGUGCCCGUGUGCCGACGCCGCGGGGGUCCGGGAGCCUGGAGCGACGCCGGGGCCGUGUCCGAGGAGCAGCAAUCGGCCGCGGGGGGAUGAAGAGGAGGAGGAGGAGGAAGCUUUGCCACGGUGCCAAGAUGCAGACAACUGUGCAGGGAGGAAGCUGGCAAACCCGAUUUACUACUACUACUAUUAUUAUUAUUAUAAUUAUUUUAAUUUUUUUGUAACAUUUUUAUUUUUGUGAAUUCCGGGCGGGACUCCGGCCCGCCGCCUUCGGGCACACGCCAUCGCCUCCUUCCAGCACGCCGUCCCCCCGGCCCUGGGGCACGUCCCGCUCCCGCCGCUGCCCCUGGAAACAUUUGUGUUCGUAGCUGUUGACUCUUGUUUUAGUCUCUUUAUAAAAAGAAAGAAAGAAAAAAAAAUAUUCUAUCUACACCCUGUCUCAAGCAUUCAGUGCGUGAGGGGCCGGGGCUCCUCCUGCCCCGUGCGGAGCAGCUGUGGCCCGGCAGCCCUUCCCGACCCCUCCGGAGCAUCCCACUGUGGAGAAAAGCCUUUGGGUUUCCAUUGGGCUGGAGCUGAGCCUGCUGGAAGCAAAGUAGGGGGUGGCAGGGGUAGCUGCAGAACCCCCAAGCUGGGCAUGCUGUGGGAGGUUGUCCUUGGAAGGGAAAACUGGAAAACAAAUGUUCCCGACCCACAGCUCAUGCCGGAGGUAUCAGGAGGAGGCCGGCGCUUGGGGCUGGAAGCCCCCCAGGAGGCUGGAGUACCAGGCUUGGCUUGGUUGGGAGCUGAGCCAAAGGCUUUUCCAUGCCCCUUGGUGAGACCUGCUUUGGGGACCAGCCUUUGCCAUGCCUGUCCCCCCACCCUGCUCCUGGCACAGGAGUGUCCUUGUCCUGCCACCUCCUCGGGGUCCCACAGCCCGGGCUCCCCCACCCUUGCCUUGCCCAUCUCCUGCCUAACACUGGACAGGGUUGAGCUUUUCUGGUGGGAUCAUUCCCUGCUUCCUCUUCCUGGGAGGACCUGCUGGCGCUGUGGCCAAUGCCAGUGGGCAUGGUGGAGCUGGCUGUGCCCUGUCACCCACCUGUCCUCUGGCUGUCCCCCCUUCCUCACUUCCUUUUCCUUCCAGCAGUAGCUGCUUUUGCUCAGGGAGCAGGAGUGGGGCCAGCAGGGCUGCUCCGCCUGGGCUGUUCCCGCCUGUCCCCAGGGCCCCGAAUCCCGUGUUAGGAAGUGCCCAAAGAGCGAGGGAGCUGCUCUGCUAAAGUGCCUUGACGAGGAGUGGGCAGGGGUGGGGGGGCAGAGCAGGGACGGGGGUCCCGAUGGCUCGGGGUGUCCGGUGACUCGGGGGUUCUGGUGGCUCGGGUGCUGCGCUGGGGUUUGGGCCCCAGCGGGAUGGGAGCAUCCUGGGGUGUCACAUUGUUGGGUUUGUGGUGUUCUAAGGCAGGAAUUCGGGCCAGAGUGGAGCAGGGUGUCCCAGCUCUCCUCCUGCCCUCAGCAUCCCGAGGUGAUUUGGUUUCCCGGGCCCCGAACCAGCUGCUUCCCUAGGGAGGGAUGAGCUGCAGUGGGUGCUCCUCCCUGCCCUGCCCCUCUCCCUGUUCCCCCCGUCCCUCCACUGCUUUUCCCCACGUAGCACCUUCCGUCCCUCUCUUUUCCAUGGCAUCCGUGCCAGUGCUGCCCACCCUGGCCUGGGAACCAUCCCCACCAGGACACUCCAUUCAUUCCCUGCUGGGGAAUGGGAUCUGCUCUUGGAAAUCCCAGAAAAUUGUGUCUUAAAAAAAUCCCCCUUUCCUUCUCCCGUUUGCCAAACCUCGGCUUGUGGUUCCCAAAGUGUCAGAGCCCUGGCUGGGCGGUGGUGGCAGUGGUGACAGUGACAGUGGAAUCCCUUGGGAGCAGCGGCUGGAGUGGAGGGGCAGGAGAGGGACAAUGUAGUUUUGGUUUGGUUUUGCAGACGAUGGGACGGAAUCUGGCCACGGGUUGUACCAAAAGUGAUCUGACAGUGCUGGUGGCUUCCCACAGUGGCCAUCCCCAGCUGACGUCCCCAUCAGUCCGGCUCCUGCUGGGAACAGCUGGAAAACCUUGUAAAUAUGUGAAGAAAGGGUGAAAUCAGAACUCUUGGUUUUUGUCGAGCACCUCAGGCUGCUGGGUCCUGGAUCGGAGUGUGUCCCUCGGGUUCUUUUCAUGGAAAGUAUUGAAGUUUGGU
Pipra filicauda (Wire-tailed manakin) is the source of this 3633-nucleotide messenger RNA. RefSeq names its product ephrin B1 (gene EFNB1). NCBI's taxonomy places the organism in Eukaryota, Metazoa, Chordata, Aves, Passeriformes, Pipridae. Gene Ontology annotation, cellular component: plasma membrane. The transcript is spliced from 5 exons. Gene Ontology annotation, biological process: ephrin receptor signaling pathway; axon guidance. Gene Ontology annotation, molecular function: ephrin receptor binding. Bases 73 to 1077 code for a protein of 334 amino acids. The record is from RefSeq and is a predicted model, not a curated record.